Dipodomys spectabilis (banner-tailed kangaroo rat) is the source of this 1312-nucleotide messenger RNA. RefSeq names its product even-skipped homeobox 1 (gene Evx1). Gene Ontology annotation, biological process: regulation of transcription by RNA polymerase II. Gene Ontology annotation, molecular function: DNA-binding transcription factor activity, RNA polymerase II-specific; RNA polymerase II cis-regulatory region sequence-specific DNA binding. NCBI's taxonomy places the organism in Eukaryota, Metazoa, Chordata, Mammalia, Rodentia, Heteromyidae. Gene Ontology annotation, cellular component: nucleus. The transcript is spliced from 3 exons. The coding region runs from base 65 to 1312 and encodes 415 amino acids. The record is from RefSeq and is a predicted model, not a curated record.
GGAGCCUGGGGUUAGGAGCUCACUUGGGGGCUUUUCCCCUCCCUCCCCUCCGGAAAGAUCUGGUAUGGAGAGCCGAAAGGACAUGGUGAUGUUUCUGGAUGGGGGUCAACUUGGCACUCUGGUUGGCAAGAGGGUCUCCAAUUUGUCCGAAGCCGUGGGGAGCCCGCGGCCCGAGCCGCCUGAGAAGAUGAUGCCCCAUGGUUGCCUGAGCCCACGAGCUGGCCCUCCGGCUACCCGGGAGCGCGGCGGGGGAGGCCCGGAGGAAGAGGCGGUCGAUGGACUUGCAGGCAGCGCGACGGGGCUGGGCGCCGAGUCACGGGCAGCUGGGGCGGCCAUGCUUGGUCCAGGACCCCCGGUCCCCUCCGCCGACAGCCUUUCUGGCCAGGGGCAACCCAGUAGCUCAGACACCGAGUCGGAUUUCUAUGAAGAAAUUGAGGUGAGCUGCACCCCAGACUGCACCACCGGGAACGCCGAGUACCAGCACAGCAAAGGGUCGGGCUCAGAGGCACUGGGCAGCAGUCCCAACAGCGGCAGCGAGACUCCCAAGAGCAACGGCGGCAACGGCGGCAGCGGGAACAGUUCGCAAGGCAGUCUGGCCUGCAGCGCCAGUGACCAGAUGCGCCGUUACCGCACAGCCUUUACUCGGGAGCAGAUUGCCCGGCUGGAGAAGGAAUUCUACAGGGAGAACUACGUCUCAAGGCCACGGAGAUGCGAGCUAGCGGCUGCCCUAAAUCUCCCGGAAACCACCAUCAAGGUGUGGUUCCAGAACCGGCGCAUGAAGGACAAGAGGCAGCGGCUGGCCAUGACGUGGCCGCACCCAGCGGACCCCGCCUUCUACACGUACAUGAUGAGCCACGCGGCCGCCGCGGGUGGCCUGCCCUACCCCUUUCCAUCGCACCUGCCCCUACCCUACUACUCGCCCGUGGGCCUGGGCGCCGCGUCUGCAGCCUCGGCCGCGGCCUCGCCCUUCAGCGGCCCGCUGCGUCCUCUCGACACCUUCCGAGUGCUCUCUCAGCCCUACCCGCGCCCCGAACUGCUGUGCGCCUUCCGCCACCCGCCGCUCUACCCGGGCCCCGCGCACGGACUGGGAGCCUCGGCGGGUGGCCCCUGCUCCUGCCUUGCCUGCCACAGCGGCCCGGCCAAUGGGCUAGCGCCCCGGGCCGCUGCCGCUGCCGCUGCCGCCGCCGCCUCGGACUUCACUUGUGCCUCCACCUCCCGCUCGGACUCCUUUCUCACCUUUGCGCCCUCCGUGCUCAGCAAGGCCUCCUCUGUCGCUUUGGACCAGAGGGAGGAGGUGCCUCUCACCAGAUAA